Molecule: messenger RNA, 2325 nt
Organism: Sardina pilchardus (European sardine)
Lineage: Eukaryota; Metazoa; Chordata; Actinopteri; Clupeiformes; Clupeidae
Product: protein max
Exons: 6
Coding region: 126-635 (169 amino acids)
Biological process (GO): positive regulation of transcription by RNA polymerase II
Cellular component (GO): RNA polymerase II transcription regulator complex
Molecular function (GO): protein dimerization activity; DNA-binding transcription factor activity
Source: RefSeq, a predicted model, not a curated record
GAUUCCGUCGAUCGUCAUGUUUCUGCUGUAAAGACUUGCCAGUUUGCUUGGACGAUAGGUUGUUUCGUUUCGCUUCAGUUUGUCUUUAGUCCAUUCUUUAUUUUUGUCCAUUAUUUUUCCAGAGAAUGAGCGAUAACGAUGAUAUUGAAGUCGAUAGUGAUGAAGAUUCGUCGAGAUACCAUAAUGUGGCAGACAAGCGGGCACAUCACAAUGCGCUGGAGCGUAAACGCAGGGACCAUAUCAAAGACAGCUUCCACAGUCUCCGGGACUCCGUGCCUGCGCUCCAAGGAGAGAAGUGCCAUGUGUCGCACUCUGUGAAACAGGCUUCCCGAGCACAGAUCCUGGACAAGGCAACGGAGUAUAUCCAGUACAUGAGGCGAAAAAACCACACACACCAGCAGGACAUUGACGACCUGAAGAGGCAGAACGCUCUGCUGGAGCAACAGGUGCGAGCACUGGAGAAGGCAAAGGGUAAUGCCCAGUUCCAGUCGUCCUACUCCUCCAGUGACAGCAGCCUGUACACCAACCGCAAGGGCGGGGCCGUGUCCGCCUUCGACGGGGGCUCCGACUCCAGUUCCGAGUCUGAGGAAGAGGAGCCCCCGAACAGGAAGAAGCUGCGCGCAGAGCCCAGUUAGACCCGCCUCUCCCACACACUCCCACUCUUGCUCCCACACUCUCAUCAAAUCAGUGCGGAGGGACGCAACCAGAGACUCUCCAGUCAAACCCCACCCCACCCCACACCUGUUCUCUGUCGUCUUUAGCAUCGUCUUCCUCCCUCCCAUCCACCACCCCCCCCCCCCCCCCCCCUUCAGGCUGGGAGAGUCCUUGCUCUCGGGGGUUCCUGAGGUCAUCACUGCAGGCAUCCUAACCCUCACAGCGCCCUCUUCUGGACCAGAUCAGCGGGUUUGGACGGGGGUCUCUGGUCCGAUCCAGCCAGCUACUGUCUGGGAAACCUUUUUAUUUUCAUUUUGUUUUUUUUUUUUCUUCUCUCUCUCUAUCUUUCUCUCUUUCUUUCUCUCUCUCUCUCUCUCUCUCUCUCUCUCUCUCUCUCUCUCUUGUGACGUCCCUCCGGUCAUCACAAGUCUGACUCAGAAAACAAGCCACUCCUUGAGUGAGGCAGCUCCGACUUUCAAACGCCUUUUUCGCAAAACCUCACCCCGCGUCGCCAGGACGACCUCGAAGGAAGUGUGGAGGAAGGAGAGGGAAGUGAGCACACAGCUUUAGCUAAGCUUCGUUACCCACCCACCCCUUUGCCCCCAACCCCCCCGGCCCCGCACCCAGCCCCGCCUCACCCCUGCAAGUACGCGGAGCACCAUUAGCCCUAAAGCAUGGGGGGAGAUCGUCCUGCAGGACAGCUUACCUUUUUAAAUAUUUCUACUUUUCCACUCAAGAGAAAAAAAAGAAUGUGAAUUUUCUUUUGGGAGGGGAUGAUGGUAUGUAUGUGUGUGUGUGUGUGUGUGUGCACACGCGUGCGUGCUUGCGUGAGUGUAUGUGUGUUUGUGUUACCUGCCUUGACCGGUAUAGUUGGCUUAAGAUUCUCCCCUCUAAAACUGUUUUGUUGCAACGUAUAUUUUAAGUCUUCUUGAAAUGAGUUUGUGUCCUGGUAGUCAAACUGUUGUUGUUUGCCUGAGAUUAUCAAUUAGAAAUAGAUGAAAACAACGCUUUUGUGAAGUAUUUCUUUUUCCUAAAUUGGAUUAGGCACAAAACAAAAAAAAAAACAAAAAACAAAACACAAAAUCAAAACAAAACAAACAAAAAAAAACAAUUAGGGAUUUUGGGUUGAUGUGCACUCGCCAGUCAGCUGUGAAGACUUAAGAUCUUGAAUAGACGCGGUAACCGGCUGCUAGGUUCUGGAGCUGGAUCGGAGCGGGUUUGUUCCAGAACCUCUUGUGGUCUGGACCCGCUCACAGUACCAGUGUAGUUUGAGGAUGUAAAGUAUAAAUACAAGUGUCUGUCGUUUUCCUUCCCAAAUGGAUAUUGAAUGUUACACAAAGCAGUUAAAGGUAGUAACCUUUUUAUUUUUAUUACAACAAAAGUCCAUAUCGAUGUGUAGUGAAAUACACUGUAUACUCCUCCAUGUUAUCUAUAAUACCAACCGAACCUUCCCAGGAAAUACUUGCCUGUCUGGGGAAUGUUUGUUUUUUGUUUUUUUUUCCUUUUUUUUUCAUUUAAAAAGAAAUAAUUAGUGUGUACGAAAUACUAGGUAAUUGUUUGAUUCCAUUCCAUGGAAAAUACAGGUAUGUUGUACAUACUGCCAACAAUUGUCUUGCAAGUUGAGGCAUACCUUUACUACGAAACUAUAAAUAAAACUAUUUUAUCCUUUUA